AUGGGUUUUGGACGUAGGGGGACCGGGCAAGUAGGGACAGUUGGUUGCGGGAGGACGACGUUGUUAGGUCUUAGGUUAGGUUGUUGUUCACCAAGGCGGAUAGAAAAGGAUGAAGCAGAGGAUUUGGCGGGAAUUGACUGUAUUUAAAUUUUAGCUUUUAUGCGAA
Messenger RNA from Chondrus crispus (carragheen), 166 nucleotides. RefSeq lists its product as hypothetical. NCBI's taxonomy places the organism in Eukaryota, Rhodophyta, Florideophyceae, Gigartinales, Gigartinaceae. Bases 1 to 147 code for a protein of 48 amino acids. The transcript is spliced from 2 exons. The record is from RefSeq and is a predicted model, not a curated record.